Messenger RNA from Oikopleura dioica, 8607 nucleotides. The record is from the annotation of a GenBank genome assembly. NCBI's taxonomy places the organism in Eukaryota, Metazoa, Chordata, Appendicularia, Copelata, Oikopleuridae.
AUGGAGAUCGAUGAAAGCGAACCAGUAGAAGAACCUGUAUCCGAAUCUAACGGCGUAGAGGAAACACCCGCUGUCGAAAUGAGCCAAGAACCCGAAUCCACCCAGAAUCCGAAGAAAAGAAAACGUAGUAAAAAGGAGAAGAAAUCAGAAGCACGUGGAAUUACUAGAGAAGCUGCUGCAGCAGCUGCAGCCGCUCUGGUGAGCGAUGCGGAUGUCGAUCCUUAUGGAAACUACAGAACAUCUGAUAGUAACUCAAAUUCCAACGACGGUGCUAACGAUGAGGACUUUGAUAUAAAUGAUCUGAGAGCUGCAUCACCUGAUGCAGUUCCACAGAAAAAGUCUCAAAGUCGUCGUGGUAAACCUAAAGUUCCAGCUACUAUCAUCAAUUCGGCCAAAAAGAAGAAGAAAUACGACUAUGACGACGAGGAUGAAGGAAAAUCGAAAAGCAAAAAGAAGAGGAGAAAAAUUGAAUCGACUGAAGAUGAAUUUAUUUCUCCUGAAGAUCUUAUUGAAAAACGUCGGUCGGGGAGGUCAUCUCGAGGAGCCCCCAAGAACUACGAUGACAAUGCAGUUCCGAACUUCUCUGAUGGUGAUGCAGAUUCUGAUGAUGAUGAACCUGUAAGAAAGAGAGGUCGUAAAAAGAAGGAAUCCGUCGAUACUUCCGAAGAUGGUGUCCAGGAACCAGUGGCAGAAGUCGCAGAAGAACCUUUGAUUGUUGACAAAAUUCUGUCGCACAGGAUUGUCAAACGUAAAAAGAGCUCCGAACGCUCGGAUGAGGAAAGCAAUGCUGAAUCAAAAUCUGAAGAGGCCAAAAAAGAACCCGAGAAAAGGCCAGACGAAGAACCCGAAGAAGAGGAAGAGGAAUUUUUUAUCAAAUGGAAAGGGUACUCUUACAUUCACUGUGUCUGGCUUUUCAAGGAUGAGAUUUUUGACCCGCGCUUUGAUCAGAAGAUGCGCAGAUACUUCAGCAAGUUGGGUGCGACGAACGCGCCUGAUCCGGACAACGAGGAUCUGUUUAAUCCGGACUUCGUAAUUGUCGAUCGAGUUCUUGAUGUGGUGGAAGGUCAGGAUGCUGAAUCUGGCAACGAUACUCGCCAUUUCCUCGUGAAAUGGUGUGGUUUAGCGUACGAUGAAUGCACUUGGGAAUUAGAAGUUGACGUAGACCAAGUCAAAAUAGAGUGCUUCAAAAAGUACAACAAAAGGAAAGCAUACAAACGACCAUCCGAAAGACCACCAAUAAGUCAGUGGCGUAAGCUCGAACAUCCGCAACGAUUCAAAAAUGGUUGUGAACUUCGCGAAUACCAAGUCGAAGGUGUUUCAUGGCUGCUUUUCAAUUGGUAUCAGAAACGAAAUUGUAUUUUGGCUGAUGAAAUGGGUUUGGGAAAAACUAUCCAAAGUAUAACCUUCAUCCAGAAAAUUUACGAGACGAAUCACAAAGGCCCGUUUCUGAUUGUUGUUCCUCUAUCUACUGUUGGCAACUGGAUUCGAGAAUUCGAAACGUGGACUGAUCUAAACGCAAUCGUAUACCACGGUUCAGCACAAUCGAGGCAAAUGAUCCAUCAGUACGAAUUAUACCAACGUGACAAAAAAGGAUAUCCUAAAAGAGGUGAUUUCCGAUUUGAUGCCUUGAUCACGACAUAUGAAAUGAUCGUCGCCGACAUUCCAGAAAUUCGUAACGUUAACUGGCAACUGAUGAUUAUCGACGAAGCUCAUCGCUUGAAGAACACCAAGUCAAAGCUUGCUGAAAAUUUGAAGAAUAUGCAUAUUGAGCAUAAGGUUCUCUUGACUGGAACGCCUCUUCAAAAUAACAUCGAAGAACUCUAUGCACUCCUCAAUUUCAUGAAUCCGACAGACUUUUACGACAUCGGAUACUUCAUGCGAGAGUACGGUGUCCUCACCAAUAAAGACCACGUAGAUAAGAUGCAAAAGGUUCUGAAACCGAUCAUGCUUAGAAGACUUAAGGAAGACGUGGAAAAAUCAUUGGCUCCAAAAGAGGAGACGAUCAUUGAAGUCGAGUUGACUAACAUUCAAAAGAAAUACUACCGAGCUAUUCUUGAACGCAACUUCGACUUUUUGUCUAAAGGCGCCUCGAGUGGAAAUGUCCCAAGUUUGAUGAAUACUAUGAUGGAGCUUCGGAAGUGCUGCAAUCAUCCAUUCUUAAUUAAAGGAGCCGAAGAUAAAAUUCUUGAUGAGUACAGAGCAAAAGGCGAAGUCGCUGAUCCAUUGACAGCUAUUGUGCAAGCAUCUGGAAAGAUGGUCCUCAUUCAUAAGCUCUUGCCGAAAUUGAAGGCUGGUGGACAUAAAGUUCUCAUCUUUUCCCAGAUGAUCAGAGUGCUCGAUAUUUUGGAGGAUUAUUUGUAUCAAAUGAAUAUGGGCUUCGAGCGAUUAGACGGAAGAAUUCGGGGCAACGAUCGACAGGCCGCUAUUGACAGGUUUUGCAAAAAGGACUCCGACAGAUUUGUUUUCCUUCUUUGCACCCGGGCUGGUGGUCUGGGAAUCAACUUGACUGCUGCAGACACUGUUAUCAUCUUCGAUUCGGACUGGAAUCCGCAGAACGAUCUUCAAGCUCAAGCACGUUGCCAUCGUAUUGGUCAAAAGAAGGAGGUCAAAAUCUACAGACUUUUGACUAGCAAGACAUAUGAGCGUGAAAUGUUUGAUAGAGCAUCACUCAAACUUGGGUUGGAUCGAGCUGUUCUUCAAAGUAUGUCUGGAAGUUCUGGAAAAGACUCUGGCGGUCCAAUGAACUCAUUGUCUAAAAAAGAGGUGGAGGACUUGCUCAAGAAGGGUGCAUACGGUGCGCUUAUGGACGAUGAUGAUGCGGCCGAAAAAUUCUGCGAAGAAGACAUUGAUCAAAUUCUUUCUAAUCGCGCCACCACUAUUAAACACGACGGUGGAGUUAAGGGUAGCACAUUCUCAAAAGCUACUUUCGCUGGUGCUGCUGACAACCGCAUGGAUAUUGACAUAAAUGAUCCUGACUUCUGGGAAAAGUGGGCACGAAAGGCGGACUUAGAUCUUGAUGCUUUAACUGCUAAUAAGCUGAUUAUCGAGCAACCCCGUGUUCGGAAGCAAACACAACGGUACAAUCCAGAAUUCGAUGAAACUGCGCACAUUGAAGGCAUGGAAGGCUCUGAUUCUGAUUCAGAUGGAGGAACUGGAAAGAAACGGCGAAAUGUUGGCUGGGGACGAAAGGAAUCUUUCAAACUCCAAAAGGGACUACUCAUGUUUGGAUGGGGACGCUGGCAAGAUAUUUCUGACCAUUGUCAGCUCUCCAAAAGCUUUCCUGAAAAGGAAAUCGAGGAAGUUGCGAGAGCGAUUCUAUCUCUAGCUGCCAGUUGUUACAACGGAGACGAUAAAGUUAAGCAAUUUAUUUGGGAAUUGAUAACUCCACCAGAAUUUGCUCACGAACUUCAUCUCCACAGCGCACUUCAUCAGAAACAGCCCACGAAGAAAUCUAAGCGUGGUCGAGAUUCAGAAAGUCCUCCUCCACUUGACGAAGGUCGCGAAUGGGUUAUUCAACUUGAUGGCCUUUUGGUCGAUGAUCAAUUCCGUAAGCACGUGGUUACUAACACCAACAAGCUCCUUGGUCGUGUUCGCGUUUUAUCAUAUCUGAGAACAGAAAUACUUGCAGACUGGCUAGAUCACAUCAAAGAUAAUGUUCAUUCUACCGAAUACGAGCUCGACGUUCCUAAUAUCGAAGGUGAACCACCUGUUCCAUGGUGGGACGAGGAAGCCGAUAAGUCUCUUCUCGUAGGAAUUUUCAAACAUGGCUACGAUAGAUAUAGCUUGAUUAGAAAUGAUCCGAGCCUUGUGUUCGUCAAAAAGGUUGGCCCAGCCGAUGAUAAGGCUCUAAUGGCAGAUCUAAUGGAGGGCGAAUCUAAGCCUGUUAACUCAAGCACCGUUGAUGGAAAUAACCCGGCUGACAAAGAAUACAAACCAAAACAUCGAAAUGUCUUCGAAGAUCAAGAACAAAUCAUGGAGGCCUCCGCAAGUACUGCCAAUAAUGCAGAAGAAAAAACUGGCGAAGAAAAAGACAAUGCUACUGUAAAUGGCGACGGUCCAAAAGAUUCUGAGGAGGGAAUCAAAGAGGGCAAAGAGGAAGAGAAGGUUGAAGUUGAAACGAAGGUUCAACCAAAAUAUGAACCCUGGCCGUCGAUUCCAGAUCUCAACAAGCGAUUCCGCAUGAUUGUUGCUGCGUAUCAGCGUAUUUUCCGAAGAGCUGCUGCUCGAGCUCAAAGAAUGAACAAAAAUCGAAUUCAGAGACAGAUUACGGAACGUUGGACUAAACGCGAGGAGUCUGACUUCUAUCGUGCUGUGAGCACUUUCGGCACCGAAAUGCUGCCCAAUGGAAGUUUCAACUGGGAAAAAUUCCGCAUGGUUGCAAAACUUGACAAAAAGACCGACACUAGUCUUACUAAUUAUUACAUUGCAUUCCGAGCUAUGUGUGAACGGACUUGUCGCCGCACGACGAUUCCCGAUGAAGAUUUACCUGCUGUGUAUGUGGAACAAAUUUCUGAAGAUCGAGCAAGUAGAACUCUAAUGCGUAUCCAGCUUCUCGAUCGCAUCAGACGAGAAUGUCUUAUUCAUCCUCAGCUUGAUGCAAGAUUGAAACUCUGUCAAAAAUCACCAGAUCUACCUAUUUGGUGGAAAGCGGGUAUUCACGACAAAGAAUUGCUUGUAGGUCUCCACAAGCACGGACUUUCCAGAUACUGCCCAAAAGUCGCUCCUCGGAUCAAGGUUAAAACAAAAGAGGAGCCAGUUGAAAUCAAGGAAGACGAAACUCCCGAGAAGACUGACGAACAUAUGCCUGAAGACAAAAACGAACUGGAGAAAAAGCCGUCUGAAACAGAAAGCAGUCCGAAAUCAAAGCCUCCUGCAGAUGAAAAUCAAUCUUCUGAAGAAAAAAUGGAAGAAGAUACGCCCAAGGAUACUCCACAAGAUUCCGAAAAAGAAAUGGAAACGGAUGAGCCCAAAUCUGAUGUUAAACCCAUUGAGGAGCCUAAAAAUCCUGAAGAAGGUACAGAAGAGGUCAAGGAUGAAAAAGCGGGGCAGCCAAAAGAGGAAGUAAAAGUCGAGGAGCCCGUUCCCGAAGGACCAGUGGUUGAAGUUGCUACUGAGGAGGAAAAACAACUGCUUGAAGCCGAGUUCAUCCAACAGCAGUCACUUAACAGGUGGCCAAAGGACAAGAUCUUGAUGCAGCGAGCUGAACAGGUCUGCUUCUGUAUUCUGCAAGGAGAGUGGCCAACACCUAAAUUGCUCAACUCGAUGAUGAAUCUGUCAGCUGUCGGGCAACAUGGUGCUGGUAGCUCUGGUGCAAUAGACUCACCUCACCGGACCGAAUCGCCCGCCAGCGACUAUCGCUCCGCCACCAAAAGUGCCAAAAUGCGCGGCCGGCCUCAAGCUCGUACUCCCUAUCAACCCCAAAACAGUACACUCGAUGCCAUCAAUAGCAGCCAACAGUUAUUGCAGAAAUUGACGGAGCUGCAGCAAAUUGGGCAAGUUUCGAAAGAGGAAGCUGAACAACUUCAUCAUCUUCUCACUCAGUCGAUUAUGCUCGGGCUACCUGUCGAUGCCCUCAUGAGCCAAUUGACACAGCAGCCGCAGAUACCGCCGGAAGCAGCAAAAGCGCCCAAGGUCGACAAAAAGCCCAAAAUGGAGCAGAACCUGAACGCAGCUGCCGCUGGAGCCGCUGCAAAGAUGACCGCCGAGCAACAGUCGAAGAUAAUGGCGCUCGAGAAACAACUUCAGGACCCUGCCAUUGCGAUGUUACUGAGACAAGGAAUGAUUGACCCCGCACAACUGGGACUGGAUGCUGAAACCGCGAAACUACUCGGUUUGGCCCCUCCAUUAACCAAUCCUAAAGCAGCUGCUCUUGACGCAAAGACUCUCCUCGGUCAAGCAGGCAUGACGCCGGAAGUAUUGCAGCUGAUGCAAAUGCAAGGUCUACCGAUUCCGGGCAUGGCUGGCCUGGGGGUACCAACCCCGAAAAAAUCCGCCAAAAAGCGGCCUGCCCCAACCACUGAGCUAGGCUCUGCCAAAGAUCCAGAUUCACGCCCAGCUUCAAGAGCAUCGAUGGCGUCCGGAUCACAGAGAGCAUCAACACCGAACGCGGAAGGGAAAAAGAGAAAAUCUGAUGACAAGGUCGAUGUCACUACACUCGGGCCUAACCAGAUCAUCCCACUCAUUAUGGGCGGCGUGAAAAUGCCAGAAGGAAUUCCGAAUAAAGAUCUUAAAGGACUACUUGACAGCAAUCCGUCCAUCAAGGUUGACUACGAAGCUCUUGAUGCCCUUUUGGAGAAGCAAAAACCAAAGCCCAAAAAACAGGCACCGACGCCUCAGCCAACGGCAACCGUAACACCUGCACAUACGGGAGCAGAUCUCGCAGAGCUUGGACUUACACCUGAGGUCAUGGCCCAGCUAAUGCAACAAGGGGUCGACCCGUCUAAACUCAACCUCGGUGCGCUUGGGAAGAGCAUGGCCAAGCCCAAGGCGAACGAUCCCGCGCAUCAACGAGUUCAGCUCAUUAAUUUGUCGACUUAUGUCAAGUUGGAUCGGAAAAAGUGUCCGGAACUUUACAAUCUCGAGAGCUUUUUGAAAAAGAAUCCCGAUUACUUUGUUGCCACAGAGUCAAAAGAAUUUGUCAUCAAGCACCCUAAGUACUUCCCGCGCACCAUGUAUCAGCGAAUUCAGCCUGAAAUCGAUCCACUUGCUCAUCUUUCCGCUCUACAGGACCCGAAAAUGUUGCAAACACUCAUGAUGCAAGCUCAAAUGGAUCCUAAAGCGAUGGCGGUGCUACAAGGACUAUCUGCGCCGCAAGCAGCCCAUGGAAUGCAUGGAAUGGACCAAAAAAUGCUUGCUGCCCUAGGGAUGGAUAAAAAUGCUCUCGCCAUGGCACAACUUGGCGGUCUUGAUCCGAAUAUGCUUAAGGCAUUAGGAUACGGUGGUGGAGGUGCUGCAGCUAUGAUGGAUCCAAAAUUCCUGGCAUCAAUGGGACUGGACCCCAAAAUGCUCGCCUCUCUUACCGACCCAAAACUUCUUCAGCAGCAGCAACAACAACAACAGCAACAACAGCAACUUGCGAUGCUCGGUCUGCAAGGAAUGGACGCUAAAACUAUGCAAGCACUUAUGGGUGGCUUAGAUCCGAAACAACUUGGCCUAGCUGGAAUGGACCCGGCGACUCUCAUGGCACUUGGCCUCGGUGGUCUUGGAGGAGGUGCUGCUGAUCUCGCGAAUCUUCAAAAGCAACAGCAAGAACAGCAGCUUAAAGCCAUGCAACAGCUUAUGGGUGUCGGAGGAUUAGAUCAAAAGCAGCUUGCCGCAAUGGGGCUUGGCUCACUAACUGGUGCGCCAGCCGUUGCAUCUCCCCAAGCACCGAGAUCUUCUACCAGUACUCCGAAGCCUUCAACUCCGAAACCGGACGAGCGAAGCACACCCAAACCGACAGACACGGCAUCGAACGCUGGCGAGUCUGAGAAAGGUGAUGCGAAGGCACCGCCUUCGAGUACCUCCCCCGUGAACGGAGCCGAUGACGAUAAAAAGUCAGUGAAAUCAGACAAAUCGAAAUCAGACAAGAAAGAAGACAAAAACGCUUCCGAUGGAUCAAAACCAUCUAGCCCUAAACCGGAAUCUGCAAAAUCCGUCACGCCUCGACCCCCUUCGACUCCUAAAUCUUCUCAAAUGGAUAAAGCUAUGCAAAAUACUCUCAAAUCAUUAGCAUCUGUAGAUCCUAAAGCGCUUGCAGCAAAAGGAAUUGAUCCAUCUAUGCUCAAGCAACUGGGUAUUAUUGGCGACCAGAAGCCUGCAGCCUCGCCGGUCGCAUCUACCGCUUCAAAAGUUGCUGGUCUUGAAGGAAUGGACAUGGAAACGCUGAAAGCAAUCGCUGCCGGUGAUCCACAAGCAAUGAAUCGCUUACUCCAGCAGGGACAACUAGGUGGACUAGGUGCAGCCGGCCUUGGCGGAGCAAACCCAUUGGCAGCCCUGGGAGGACUAGAUCCGCGAAUGCUUGGGCUCGAUGAACGAUCAUUGAUGGCCCUCUCUGGUGGAGCAGGCACAGCAAACAUACUCGGAGGUCUCGAUCCAAAACUUGCAGCAUCAAUGGGACUGGAUCCGAACUUGAUGAAAGCCCUUGGCAUGGACGCUAACAGCAUGAAAGCUCUCCAGCAGCAAGAGCUGAUGAAGCAACAGCAAAUGCAAAUGGCUAUGCUCGGAAUGGGUGCUGGUGCCGGUGGCAUGGAUCCAAAGGUGCUUCAAAUGCUCGGAGGGCUGGAUCCAGCUACUGCCCAAGCGCUCAUGCUUCAACAGCAAAUGGGUGCAGCUGGAGGCAUGGAACAAGCGCUUAUGCAACAACUCCUCGCAGGUUCUAUGGGUCAGGCGAAAACAAAAUCCUCUACCCCUAAAAAGACUUCCCUUCCGUACUCUCUGCCCAGCUCUCUCCCAACGUCUCUACCAACUUCUGUUCCUUCAAGCAUGAGCAUGGAACUGCUCAAGCAACAGGAUCAACAAUUAAGAGCACUCGUUAGUGGUCAACUUCAGCCAGAUCAGCUCACUCCAGAACUAUCUUUAUUAGCUGCACAGCUUGGACUACAGGUGCCCUCCUCAAAGAGGAAUUAA